Messenger RNA from Penicillium concentricum, 735 nucleotides. RefSeq lists its product as uncharacterized. The transcript has a single exon. The coding region runs from base 1 to 735 and encodes 244 amino acids. Gene Ontology annotation, biological process: DNA replication, removal of RNA primer. NCBI's taxonomy places the organism in Eukaryota, Fungi, Ascomycota, Eurotiomycetes, Eurotiales, Aspergillaceae. Gene Ontology annotation, molecular function: nucleic acid binding; RNA-DNA hybrid ribonuclease activity. The record is from RefSeq and is a predicted model, not a curated record.
AUGUCCUUUCAACCAAACCCCAGACCAAUCUUCACAGGCCACAGGCCCCCUCGCUUGUAUACGGAGCUCAGAGUCGGUAGUGGCCGCGUAAUCCCCACAGAAUUCAAACCUCCAAACCCAGGUGACACGCCACAGUCAUUGUUCCCCCAUUGCACUAAAGUGACAAUGGCAGAGCGAAUCCAUCGAUUCAUUCGCGUCACUCCCAACAACCGAUCCGUCGAGAACGAAUUCCUCAUCUACACAGACGGUGCGUGUUAUGAGAACGGCAGAAUAAACGCCAGAGCAGGCUGUUCGUUUGUUUUCAACGAUUCUACAUCUGGUUUCGCACGUUUCGCUCUCGAGUACAAAGGACCCACUGGUCAACAGCACACGCAGACAAACAACCGCGCCGAACUCCGCGCUGUUAUUGGAGCGCUGCGAUAUCGAGACUGGGCGGCGGAAGGAUUCACUCGUUUGGUUAUUGCAACCGAUUCAGAAUAUGUGGUCGAAGGUAUCACGAGCUGGAUAUGGGAUUGGCUACGGUGGAAUUGGGUCACAACUGCCGGGGAACCAGUCAGGAAUCGGGAUCUUUGGGAGUGUCUUCUCGGUGAGGUGGAGAUGUGGCAGGAGAGGGGGUUGACUGUCCAGUUCUGGCGGAUUCCGAGAGAGUUGAAUAUGAAGGCGGAUCGUCAUGCUAAAUCGGCUGCUCUUAUGGAGAGACAUGUUCUGUUUACCGAUAUCCCUGGUGUCGUCUAG